Hypomesus transpacificus is the source of this 4382-nucleotide messenger RNA. RefSeq lists its product as uncharacterized. Lineage: Eukaryota; Metazoa; Chordata; Actinopteri; Osmeriformes; Osmeridae. The coding region runs from base 1120 to 3375 and encodes 751 amino acids. The record is from RefSeq and is a predicted model, not a curated record. The transcript has 11 exons.
CCAGAGCACAGUACGUAGCCUAUACUACAUACCAAUAAGGUUUCACAUUUCUGAUAAACUGAUGCCGUGAUUACACAUAAACUGACUGCUGAAGGCCCGCUGAUGAAAUAAUCAAAUCCAGACCUAACGGCGGCUACCCCCGUGUGAAGAUUCACACGUCUGGGUGAGUGCAGCUGUUGUCGACUGAAGUGGGAGUGAAACUUACUUCCUUGAGACAAAAUAUCGACAAUCAAGCCACCUACCAGCCAUUUUGAUAGCGUAUCGAAGUGGUGUGGUUUAUUUUUUCCCCGCCUGCCACUGCCCCAAACUGCAAACCUGUUGAAUAUUCUAACCACUUUGAGUCUGACUUUCAUGACGGUACGAGCUACUGCUACUAGUACUUCUGGUCCCGAGUGGAGUCAAUUGUUGAGCCCGGGGGUAUGUAGCUAUUUGCAUUGACUUCAAUAUGAUACUGCUGUAUGAAUAAGACUUGGGUGUCUGAUACGUUUAUUUGAAUGUAGCUCAGAUAGUCUAGUAAAACGCAAAACUUUAUAAAUGAGCAUUACUUUGACAUCAAACGCUGUAGACUUUGCUACGAAACGUGGUACAUAAUAACUAGUGCUACUAGCUAGCUAGCCAAGUUUACGUUGUGUCAGUACUAGCGUUGGGAAAAACUUGGAAUCUGUUUUGGGGGAAGGACGGGUUGGUUUAGGAGCAGAAUGUGUGGGAACUAACAACAGAGAAGAGGUUGGGUUGUUCUUUAAAAAGGAACACUUGGGAAACGAUUUCAUGUUCCGUUGAGUGUUGUUAGAGCUACCAACGCUAUAGCUAGACUACGGUAUUUCGCGAAAGGAAUGUUUUCUCAUGUUAUUUGCGCCACCUGGAUCUCCACUGCCAUGUGAAUCUGACUGUCUCCUCUACGAAUUACAUGGUAGGCUUGCUUGAAGAUGAUCAAGGUUUAGCUACUAGCUACUGAACACCAAGUCUGUGCCCGAAACUUUUGCUGCUACCUUUCUUAAGUCACUGCAGUAUGUGAGUCUUGAUGCUGUCUGAACUAAUCUUUAAUUUGAUUUAUUUAAAGCAGUCUUUCAGUCCCCAUUUCUUUGAAAAUUCUUAGUAGCAGUAGCAGGUAGUAACAUCAUGAACAUGCAGCCUGAGGGAACCAAAAGUGGGGUGUGUGGUCAAAGCCUACUGUUUCAGUCUCUGAAGAUAUAUUUGAACAAGAAGAACAGAUUGCAGCCCAUAAUCGGUCUGAGCUGUGUAACAGAGUGUGUGAAAGCAGGUGUCAGGGAGGCUCUGUACCUGUGCGAGGUGUGUGUGUGUCGGCUCACUAAAGACGACAUUAAGAAUCACAUCAUGGGCAGUCUUCACAGGUAUAACUACAUUAGGGCUUAUCACCCACGUUUAGUAUCUGAGUGGAAAGUGAGUGGUGACCUGGCCAAGCUGGCGAGGCCUCUCAUGGAGGUUGCUGAGACGGUGGAAGGAAAAGAGGGCACCGGAGAUGUGCAGGUGAUAGAGUUGAAUGCAGCAACGUACGAAGAGAUGGCGUCCCACAGUGAGAGCCAUGCUCUCACCGUUCUGCAAGCCGUCAAAAAUGGUCGUGGUCAGACAGAGCUCCAGAGCCAAAUGCACGCUCUCACAGAAUAUCCCUACAUCCAAUCUCAGAGGGUCGUUAUUCCGCCAAAGAAGGAAACGAGCCCUCCUAAAGUCCUGUCACAGGAGACAGCUGUCCAUUUUGACAGUCGCUCCAUUCUAAUGAACAUCUCUGUCAAGUCAGAACCUGACUUGUUGGCUGCCACAGUUCAAUCAAAGAACAUCAAAGAUGAUCUCCACGCUUUUACAGGCAUCAAACCGUUGAUUGGUCUGAAAUGUGUUGUGGAGUGCAGAAGUGAGAAGGAAGGCCCUCCUCACUGUUUCCUGUGUCAGUGCUGUGAUGUGAAGGCCACUAAUGAUGACAUAGUAGAUCACCUGACCAACCCUUCCCACCACUUCAACUACAUGAUCAAAUAUCACGCAGAAUAUUUGGAGGGAAUGAAGGCAGGGCCAAAUGGCCUCAAACAAUAUCUCCAAUGUGCUGCCAGAAAACUGGAGAUAAAGGAAGGGAGGGACAAAGUACAGGUGAUGAGAUUGCCAUCCUCCCUGGGUAGCCAGAUGGCUGUGAACAGCUACCAGUGGUGCGUAGAGAUGUUGAAGUACGGAUAUCAUGAGGUGACACAGUCAGUCAUCAACACAGAAGAAAGGACAGAAAUACCAAAAACGGGUCACAAUGCAACAAAGGGCACAGAGCAAAGCGUGUCGCUGAAGCGCCACGCAUCCGGGUCGCGGCGUGAUUUUGGUAAGGUCACAGGAGUUGAGAAGGCGGGGCCAAAGACCAUUCGGGUGAAGUCAAAACGCCGUAAGCAAGUGUUUAAGGUAAGCCUGUCUUUGAUGGAUGGCCCGCUUGUGCUGGAGAGGACAUCCUUCAGUCGAGACAACUCCCCGACUACACUGUCGCCGGACACCUUUGUUGGACCCAUCACCUUCCUCCCUGCCCAAACCAAGAACUUCACCUCAGACAUGGAUUCUGAUCCAACACUGCCCUCUAGUGGCCAACCUGGACCCUCAUACCUGCACCCAGCUCCACUGAGCCACCCCCACUUCUCUACUAGAGACCAAGACACGAGAAAGUAUAGAAAGGCCACUACCAAUCAAUAUGACAGUUACUACAAAAACUCUUGUGCGACUGUGAGCACUGACACUGAUGGUUACAGUGUCUAUGAAGAUGAGGUGGAGAGUUCUGUCGGCACCCCGUACCUGGAUGAGAGGCAGGAGAACAACAUGUCUGCCUGGGUGCAGGAAGUAGGAAAGGCCUACGGCAGACGCUGUAACAUGACAGAGGAGCCAACUGACAGUCAGUUGGAUACGGGGGUUGGGUUGAUUGUGGAGGUGGUUAGUGGGCAAGGAGACGAGGGGAACACUGACUCUAUCCAGUAUCACCCCUCCGACCAGUAUCACCCCUCCGAGCAGCAUCACCCCUCCGACCAGCAUCACCUCUCCGACCAGUAUCACCCCUCCGACCAGUAUCACCCCUCCGACCAGCAUCACCUCUCCGACCAGUAUCACCCCUCCGACCAGUAUCACCCCUCCGACCAGUAUCACCUCUCCGACCAGUAUCAUCCCUCCAACCAGUAUCACCCCUCCGACCAGUAUCACCCCUCCGACCAGUAUCACCCCUCCGACCAGUUUCACCCCUCCGACCAGUAUCACCCCUCUGACCAGUUUCACCCCUCCGACCAGUUUCACCCCUCCGACCAGUAUCACCCCUCCGACCAGAACCCUCCCUGCGACCAGCAUCACCCCUCCGACCAGUAUCACCCCUCUAGUGGGUACUACCACUCUACCCAGUAUUACCAGUGACGGCCUCCCCAGCAGAACCACACAGCCCCAGGAAUACAUCCCAUCACAGGGCAUCACCAGCAUGAUCACAGGCCUUACUUUAGUACAGACCCAGGGGCUUGGAAACCCAGUCUGGACCUUGGGUAUAGUAGGGAUGCUCUCAGGAAUCUUUGUGAGUUCCUGCAAUCAACAGGUCCUUAUAACAUGUUCUUUUGUUGUGUUUUAACAUUAGUUGUGUUGUCAUUUAAUUUCUUUGACUGACUUCAUCAACAGAUGAUCAUCUUUAGUCUGCACAUGAUAUAAAGAGAAGAUGCAGAAUGAUGGAUGAACACCUUUUUUUUUUAUGUUUACAGAUUUACUUUUUCUGAAAUAUGUUUUGCUUUACACAAAAGGAUAAUUGGAUCCUAAAAGUAUUUACGAAAACCAAAAUGUGUUUUGUAAUUGUUGGAGAAAUGUCAUGUCAAUUCAUUCGUUUAUCUGUUUACCCGUUUUAUCCAAACACAUAUCCUACCAUUAAUGUUAUUAAAUGGCUCGAUUUAUUUACAAAGUUACGGUUUGUCUAAGAUGAAUACGGUUUGUGCUGAUUCAGACUUCUUGUUUUGAGAUUGGCGACUGGAUAUUUUGAACCACAAGACUUAAUUCUUGUUUAUUCUGGGGGGAGGGGGUUCUUUUUUGCUUGAAAAGCAGGGAGAAAGUAUUUGUACUUUUAAAAUAGACAAUCUGUUAAAAUACUUAUGUUAAGCUCCUUGAGACAAUCUUUAGGUUUGUUUAUUUGUUGAUUUCUCGAGCCUCUUUUCUAAACCUACAGCUGUCAGUUUGGGUUUCGUAAAAUGAGUUUCCAACGAAAAAAUAUAGCAUAUUAAUUCAGUACUAGUUCAAAUCUGUGUAUGUUGUGUGUGCCAAGUCACAGAUGGAACCAAGCUGAAUUCCACUUGUUAUAUCAGUUUCCACUCGAAAAAAAAUCUAAAUCUUUGCCAUAUCUGAUUGCCUCCUGUUUAUUUUUGUGCAAAUAAAUGUUUCUCAUAGAA